GUUCUGUUACUCAUUCGCUUCCGCUACUACUCUCUCUGUAACCGCUCCACUCACCAUCAAUGGCUAAGCAAAAGCAAAAGAACAAGACCAACGACAACCAAAACCAAAAACAAGAAAACAACGAAACCAAAAACAACAACAACAACAACAAAAAGGAAGAUGAGACAAAGCCAACAACAGUCAUUUUGAAAGUCGACAUGCAUUGCGACGGUUGCGCUUCCAAAAUCGUCAAAUGCAUUCGCGGUUUCGAAGGCUUUGAGAAAAUGAACGUCGAUAAAGAAACUGGAAAAUUCACCAUUAAUGGAACCGUCGACGCUGCGAAACUCAGAGAUAAGCUUGUUAGUAAGACCAAGAAGAAAGUUGAUCUCAUUUCUCCGGUUCUUAAAAAUGACAAAGAAAACAAAGACAACAAAAAUAAACCGGAAGACAAAAAACCUAAAGAGCCUCCGGUGACGACGGCGGUUUUGAAAAUGGAACUGCAUUGUCAAGGAUGUAUUGAGAAGAUUCGGAAAACUGUUUCAAAUACAAAAGGUGUUAAUGAUGUGAAAAUAGAUAAGGAGAAAGAGACAGUGACAGUGAAAGGAACUAUGGAUGUGAAAGUGAUGGUGGAGAAAAUGAAGAAGAAGUUUAAGAGGAAGGUUGAGGUGGUCCCGGCGAAGAAGGAGAAUGAGAAAGAGAAAGAGAAGAACAAAGGAGAGAAUGAUGGUGGGAAGAAGAAUAAGGGGAAAGGGGAAGGUGGAAAUAACAAGGUUGAUGAGAAUGAUGGAAAGGGGAAAAUGGAGGGUAUGACGAAUUCGAGUGGAUAUGGUUAUGGAUAUGGAUGUUUGGGAUUUGAUUAUGGUUAUAAUAAUAAUAAUGGAGAAGGUGGAAUGAUGCAGGUGCAUGCUCCUCAGAUGUUUAGUGAUGAAAAUCCUAAUGCUUGUUGUGUUAUGUGAUGAAACUUUGGGCGCAAGUAAUGUUUUGUAUUGUUUUCUUUUUUAUGUUGGUAACAAAUUUGUGACGGGUGUUAUGCAUUAUGUAAAUGAGAAAAUGACAUAUAUGUCCAAUUUGUUUGUGUUAAGAGAGAAAUCGCAAAGGUUCACUUCUUUUAGUACUAAGUGGUUAUUGUUCUCAAUAUGGUACAUUCAAAUGUUAAUUGGGAGCAAUGAAAGCUCUUGGUGAAUAAAA
Vicia villosa (hairy vetch) is the source of this 1167-nucleotide messenger RNA. Its product is annotated as heavy metal-associated isoprenylated plant protein 3-like. The record is from RefSeq and is a predicted model, not a curated record. Gene Ontology annotation, molecular function: metal ion binding. The coding region runs from base 60 to 935 and encodes 291 amino acids. The transcript is spliced from 5 exons. Lineage: Eukaryota; Viridiplantae; Streptophyta; Magnoliopsida; Fabales; Fabaceae.